Neurospora tetraspora is the source of this 1854-nucleotide messenger RNA. RefSeq lists its product as uncharacterized. The coding region runs from base 1 to 1854 and encodes 617 amino acids. The record is from RefSeq and is a predicted model, not a curated record. The transcript has a single exon. Lineage: Eukaryota; Fungi; Ascomycota; Sordariomycetes; Sordariales; Sordariaceae.
AUGCAACUCAAGCUCCCCACCGACACGAACGCUCGCGGAGCGGGCACUACGAGCGAGCAACAAACCGAUACACCUUCCUCUUCUACGUCUGCCCAAAACCAGCAGAUUCUGUCCGAGACGGGCACUGAGACCACUCCUGCCACGCCUCCAAGCGAUUCUUAUUGGGGCCGGCUUUUCGUUCAGGCGUCGGCAAAGGCAAACGCACAUAAGAUCGAGAACAACAAAUUGACAGAGGAGAACAAUGAGUUGAAAGCAGAGCUGGAGGGCGCCAAGCAAGAGCUGCGUAGGGCAACAAUCAAGAUUGUCAUGGACGAGAAGGCAAGGGAGCAAGAGGCCGAGAAGCUUCAGAAGGCAAACGAGAGCCUCGAGGCUGCUAGGAACAAGAUUGCUUCGGUCGAGGCAGCCAAUACCGAUUGGGUUUUGGACCUUUAUACUACUCAGCACGAGCUUCGGAAGGCGAACGCGGAGUCCAUUUCUGUCCAACGUGCACAGGCCGCUCUCGAAAAGGUGCUCGAGGACACGAAGCUUGCACAUGACGAUCUCGAAAAGGAGCUCGAGGACACGAAGCUUGCAAAGGACGCUCUCGAAGUGGAGCUCGAGGACACGAAGCUUGCACAGGACGCUCUCGAAAAGGAGCUCGAGGACACGAAGCUUGCACAGGGCGCUCUCGAAAAGGAGCUCGAGGUUAAGAAGCGCGAGUUGUGCAAGAGCGAGUCAGCAAGGUCGUAUCAGGGCGAGUUCCACGAGACUGUCAAGCAGAGAUUGCUUGCGGUGGAAAACAUGCUGUAUGCUUCCCGGAGAACCAGUACCACUGUGGCUUCGGAACUAUAUGUCACCAAGCAGAUGCUGCAGGACGCAAACGAGGAGAUUAGUGCUGGCGUGUCUUCGCAGGCCGCUCUCCAAGAAGAGCUCGAGGACACGAAGCGCAAGCUGCACGAGGCAGUUAUGGGGAGGAAGUCCAGCGAAGUAGAGAGGACGCUUCUGAAUUCAUCGCUCGCGAUCGUCAAGCUGCAUUUUUAUAAGGUAAAGGCUAGACUUUCUGCCUGUGAGCAAGAGAAGGAUGCCUUAAAACGUCAGCUUUCGAAUCAGUCCGCCACCGUCGAAACCGCAGUCUCCCAGGUUGUGGACAAGAUUGCUGCCGUCGGCCAUUCUAUCGAAGGAAGACUGUCUGCUUUCGAGAACACAGUCGAGUCCACCAUAGGCGAGCUGCACGACGGAGUUCAGAGCAACGGGGAGCUGGUGAGCCUGGUGGAGAGGCCCAAGCCUCAGUUGAGCGAAGUAAAGGCGCCAACUGGUGUUCUUGAGGCUACCACGGCCGAACAAAGCAAACAGUGCAUUGAGAGCAGCCCCGAGGAAUUGGAAGAUCAGGAAACAUCCAUGCCAGAGUCUCUCAAGCUGCGCUUCCAGAAGGCAGUAGAAGAGAGCAAUCGUCUCACACAGGCUGGUAGCGUCGCUGAAGAUGCCGAUGCCGCAAUCCAGAAGGGCCCGCAUGAGGUCAGGGAGACUCUUCGUGACUAUUUCACCCACAUCGAGGAGAAAAUGAUCAAAGAGGAGAGAACAGUGAAGGAGGCCAUCAACGUAGCUCGGGGGAAGGUUACCAAUCACCAAGACUGGCUACACAGACUUCGUAAGGUGGUUGCGAAAGAUACAAGCACUCUCGCCAGAUUGACGCAUGAAGGGUUGAGACAUGAGUGCUGGGAGCGGUGCAAGAUGUUGAUCGAAAUCCUUUCCGGCGCGGAAAAGCAGGAUGAUGGUGUCAGAGAUCGCAUCGAUGCGGUUCUCAGGGGCAGGAGAAAUGAUUGGGGCUACAACUACAGUGGGCCAUCUAAGCUGGUUAGCUGGGAUAGCACCUAA